Messenger RNA from Tigriopus californicus, 2506 nucleotides. Its product is annotated as zinc finger protein squeeze-like. Lineage: Eukaryota; Metazoa; Arthropoda; Copepoda; Harpacticoida; Harpacticidae. Gene Ontology annotation, cellular component: nucleus. Gene Ontology annotation, molecular function: RNA polymerase II cis-regulatory region sequence-specific DNA binding; DNA-binding transcription factor activity. Bases 280 to 2439 code for a protein of 719 amino acids. Gene Ontology annotation, biological process: regulation of transcription by RNA polymerase II. The transcript is spliced from 6 exons. The record is from RefSeq and is a predicted model, not a curated record.
ACGAUGCUUCUUGUCACUGGCUGGCUGACUCAUUGGCUUGUUGGCUUGUUGGCCGACGGGCUCGGAUUGAUGCAGAAUUGCAGUCGAUGCGUUAGUUUGCAAAUAUUCAAACUAACAUGUGCAACUCAAAAAGAGAAUGGUGAGGUUUUAACAAAGCUCUCGACUGUUUUUGGAUAAAAGUUGUUGGUGUGAGACACGUAAAUUUUGACUGACAUGGUUGGAUGUGGAGUGAUGAGAAGUAAUCCUCUCUAGGUGGUGAAGGACAUUCAUGUGGUGAAAAUGCUGUUGGAUCAGUCACAUUUUGCACAGGAAGCAUACAUUAAUCGAGGCGAUGUGAUUAGUUCCAGUCAUAUGCAAAAUAGGAUGCUAGGCUGUCCAGGCGAAUCUCAACUUCUGAUACCACUUCCACAGCCAUCUCCACCGCCCAUCAACAUCAGCCACACAUCCACGGCUAGUAGCAAUAACACCACCAGCAUUAUCAUUGCAGACAGUGAAAAAGACAGCCAGAAAAAGUCGUUCGAGGAGGACCAGUACUUGAUGACCAAAACUGCCAUGCACUUUCAUGGACGCGACCUCCAAGGCCCCGGGAGUGGCUCGUCGAUGGUGGGGGGAAGCUCGGGAGGUAGCCAAUGUCCAUCAGGGCGUGACAUCAAACCUCACCAGUGUCAACAAUGUCUCAAGGCCUUUUCAUCCAACCAUCAGUUAGUCCAGCACAUUCGAGUUCACACGGGAGAAAAGCCUUACAAAUGUUCGUACUGCGAUCGACGCUUCAAACAGCUCUCGCAUGUUCAGCAGCACACCCGGCUGCACACGGGCGAACGGCCUUACAAAUGUCAUGUUCCGGACUGCGGUCGGGCCUUCAUUCAACUUUCCAAUUUGCAACAGCACUUACGCAAUCACGAAUCUCAGUUGGAAAGGCUGAAGAAUCGGCCUUUUCAUUGCAAUAUCUGUGGCAAAGGCUUCGCGACGGAAUCCUCCUUACGCACGCACAACGGCAAGAAAUGUUCCUUCCAGCACACGGCCUUAGUGGGAGGACCCAACCCAACAUGCUGCCCGUUGUGUCAAAAACUCUGCAUUAGUGGCGAGGCCUUGAUGGAGCAUAUGAAGUUCGUUCACAAAGAUCCAAAUGCGUCGGGAGUGCCAGCCAAAAGAAGAAAUGCGAACCAUCCUUGUCCGGUAUGCGGAAAAUUCUAUGUGAAUGAAGGCAGUUUGCGGAAGCACUUGACUUGUCAUCCGGAAAUGGCCGGGCAAAUCUCAUCCCAAUUGCGUAUGUGGCCAUGCAGUGUCUGCACCGCGGUGUUCACCCACGAAAACGGCCUUUUGUCGCACAUGGACGAGAUGCGGAUGGAUGCCAAGCAUCAGUUUGCCGCUCAGUACGUGUUGAAUCGAGCGGCCAACGAGCGGCGAGAGAGGGAGGCAUUGUUGGCUGCGGCUGCCAUGAAUAUGCAACACUUUGCAAUGGCCGGGGGCAACAUGCAGCCUUUGUUGGGAUCGGGCUUGGCCUGCUCGCCCUCGAGUCAAUCGGAUUCCUCAGCUACACGGAUGUCCACUCCUGGAGAGAUGAAGAUGGAGCACUCUGGGCUUGGCGGCUCGAGAAACGCAUUUGGAUCGGCAGGAUCAGGGCGGCUGGCUCAUCAGCAAGGCCAUCAUCCCGACUACGUGCAUUCUUUAUCCCAAGGGAAUGUGCCCGGAGCUAGUGGGGCUCAGCAUUUCGAAUUGGGCAACGUAGGGUUGCUUCAGCAAUCAGGAAGCGGGUCAGUCAAGGCCCAUGGGAGGGAAGAGGAAAAAGUCAUUCCUAGCCCAGGGGGGGACACGAACAACUCCACAACCAUGGAAGAUGCACUCUCGCCAAAUCAUCUCCUUCAACAACAACAGCAACAACAACAGCAACAGCAGCAGCAACAGCAGCAGCAGCAACAACAACAACUGCAACAACAACCGCAACAGCAGCAACAGCAUGUUCAUCAAAUGGCUCGACAAAACGAUCCCCGCGAACCAGUCAAUAGGAGCGUGACCGACCUGGAUGCGACAAGAACUCUCGACUCAUUUGAGCGAUCUUUCGUGGCCCCUGGGGGGAUUGAGGGCAAUCCCCGUGUGCAAGUCGGCAACCCAAGAUCUGAUCCCGAGCAAUCAACCAUUGGGCAUCGAGUCGUUGAACAGGGUGUGGUGGGCAAUGUGGGUGAAUCCAGCCGGUCGUUGAUUUCGCCCGCCGUUCCAGUCGCCAGGGCUUCCUCAUCCGAUUCCUUGUUCAAACCAAGUGCGUUUGGAACGGACGACGGUGGUCCAAUGGCGGGCUAUCCUCCGACCAGUGGUUACUCUGAACUGCUCAGCCGAUAUCGAUUAGAACAAACAUUGAAACAUUUGCAUGGAUUCCAAGAUGCCAGGAACAUUGGGAUUCCCUUCUCCAGCAGUUCGGCCACUGGACAGGGGCCCGUAUGAAAAGAGACCCCUUGAAAUCGCUGUUCCUCUUCUAGAUAUUAUUACAUCUUCUUCCGAUCCAACAAGA